GAUGGUAAGGGAUGGACUUAAGGAUUGCAUGAGAGAAUCUCGGUGGGAACCAUCAACGGACAAUCUUGAUGCCUUCGCUUCAGCUUGCCGUGGUUUGCCUGUUAUGGCCUCGAUCCGAAUACGUGAAGUUCAGUUUCAGACUCAAAGUGGUUCCGACCUUGAAUCGGAGUUUGAAUACUUUCUCAAUCUUCAAGCUGCACCUCAGGAUCUCAACCAGGAGUACUUGAGAAUAAUGCGACGAGCCUUUAGGCCCCGUCUCUCAAGAAUUCGUCCACACAUUGAGAAGAAUUAUCGCGAAGUAGUCGGGAUACUCGUUGCUGCAAAAGAACCGCUCAGCGUUUACAGCAUGUCACAUCUCUUAGGAAUUGCCGAUGGGAAAAUCCAUGCGAUACUGGAUCCCCUCAGCUCAAUUAUUUCCGUCCCUCCAAACAGUGCAGAGGUCAAAUUUUAUCAUGCAACGGCGAAGGAAUUCAUCACUGGAGUGCCCAUCGGCGAUGACGAAGACAAGGGCUUCUUCAUCGAUGACCCGAAAGGAUACUUCCUUGGAUUACGACUCCUUCGAUUUGUGAAUAAUACCAUUCAAAGGAACGAAAUUGGGUUGCCCACCGAACUCCCUUUGGGAGAUAAAAAGAAAUGGGAUAAUUUUUUGAUUUCGAUGAAAGGGCAACCCGACUACGUCAUGUAUUCAUUCAAGUGGUUGUUUUCCCACUUGAAUCCUGUGCUACUCUUUUCAGAAGAGUCUAAUGAAUUGCAAGGAGAGUUUGAACGACUCCUGAUGCAAAACUUAUUCUCGUUCUUGGCGGUUUCUCGGGCUGAGUGGCGAAAACACGAGUCAGUCUGGGGAGAAUGGUGUGAUUUGGAUGAAUUCACCGAUCACGAAUCAAUUAAGCUGCUGAACGAAGCCUUCAGAUCUAUUGAGUGGCUUGUUACCGAAUUCGAUCCUUGGGCGCUUUAUCGAUAUUCCCUUCCAUUCACUCCAUCAUCAUCGCAUCUCCAUCAAGUGCAUGGGAAACUCUCCGAUCCUGUUCGAAUUUUCAGUAUAUCUGGCGAGUUUUCCGGCGACUUUAUUCCAUUGAGCGAGGAUGGACACAAAGCUAGAGAGGCCAUGGAAGCAAAGCUGCCAAAGAAUUUUGAUAAAUAUGGCCACGAAAAAAAUGAUUACAAAGCCGAGUUUGCUGAACCUGAUAUUCGCAAUGGGAUUUUGACCUGUGCGGCGAUAUCUCAAGAUGGUUCUCAUGUUGCCCUUGGUUUCGGAAGUGGGGUUAUUGAAGUUGCGGACAUCGACCAUCAACGUACAAUCUCUCGCUUCCAAUGCAAUCCCCCCAAACCCCCAGUUUGGAUAGAAUUUAUUGGUGGUGGUAAUGUUCAGAUUGCCACCGAGGACACUGAUGGAAACAUCUCCAUUCUGAGUCAUGGCACGCGUUUGGUGCCACUUGGGGCUCUUUCUACGAGUCGUCACCCUGCUGUAACUGCAUUGUCAAGCAACGGAUGUUUUAUUAUGCGAGUCCCUCGAAAUCAAGAUGGUAAUUGGUACGGGAACGUGGCACUCUUAUGCUUUUCAGGAGAGCCAUCCACUCGGCUUCUUGCAUCUCCUCGUACCCCUUCCAAUCCCCAGCCUCCUCAACUCGAUUACCAUUUAUCCUCUCCUCCACGUCACACAGCUGGAUUUUCUCCUGGAGGUCGAUAUGUAGGCGCUUUCGACAUGAACUGCGCUUUUGUCUGGUCAACGGGUACAUGCGAGGUGAUUGCUCAAUAUCGCGUGCAAGAUUUCAGAUCUUGGAUUUUCAAUACUGGCCGUGUACCUCUCUCAUAUCUCGUUCCUACGCCUGUACUUGGUGACCAUGUUGUUCAUUCGAUUCCGGAAGAGAUUGCAACUCAUGUACAAGGUUCCGAGCCAGAUCCCAGACAUAAUGCAGAUGAAUCCUGGGUGAAGUGCCCCUUUUAUGACCUCUCGCCAAACA
This is a messenger RNA of Cantharellus anzutake, 1961 nucleotides long. RefSeq lists its product as uncharacterized. Lineage: Eukaryota; Fungi; Basidiomycota; Agaricomycetes; Cantharellales; Hydnaceae. Gene Ontology annotation, molecular function: protein binding. The transcript has 2 exons. The annotation marks the transcript as partial. The record is from RefSeq and is a predicted model, not a curated record.